CUCUGAACCAAACCAGCAACAUUGCAUCAAUUGGGCCCACUCCAUGACAGAAACUGGACUCUCUCAGUCCUCAAUCGAGAACAGCGUUUCUCCAGACAUUGCCUCGCAAUUGUCUGCUCCAAACGUGGAACUGGCACGAGGGAAAUGUUUGUGUUGUGGGAGUGAUCUACGAUUUCCAGCUUCCGUUUCAUGUUUUAGAUGUACAAUAUGUGACACCAUCAACGAUCUAGUCCAACAAAAGAAGGAAGGAAUCCUUCCCCCGCCCACACCACUCACCCUCUCACGAUUGAAGCAGAUUGUAUCCCGUUGUGGUGGUAGAGAAAUGCGAAGGCGAAAUCGAAACCGAAAACCAACGCAUCAAAGUCUGUCGGAUAAAGAGCUUGAAGCUCAAUUUAGCCAACUGGAAACCGCAAUUGAAAGUUGCUUCAGCAAUUGGUCCGCUUUGAACACCAGCUUCUUAAAUGUACAAUGAGUUCGAUAUUUCAAUCUAUUUUUUUUAAUUGUUUACUUUUGAUUGACUGUCG
Umbelopsis ramanniana AG is the source of this 524-nucleotide messenger RNA. RefSeq lists its product as uncharacterized. The transcript is spliced from 3 exons. The record is from RefSeq and is a predicted model, not a curated record. The coding region runs from base 44 to 472 and encodes 142 amino acids. Lineage: Eukaryota; Fungi; Mucoromycota; Umbelopsidomycetes; Umbelopsidales; Umbelopsidaceae.